AUGAAAGGAAACCAAUUUCCCUAAAGGGAGAAAAUCUCUACAGGAUGCGAUGAAUCCAGUUCCAGAUAGCUGCUAGCAUUAAGCCAUGUCGGAAAUGAUCCUGAAAUCUAACUCUCUGCGAUAAUGACAACCGAGAUUAUUAUUAUGAUGACUCUUUAUAGGAAAGGAAAGGAAAAGAUGAUGGUAAGGAUUGUGGACUUCCUUGAUUUGACUGUGCUCACUUCAACAGGAGAACAAGACAGCCACAUCGAGAGAAAAGGGCUCCACGUUUCCCUUCAUGCGCCAACACAGAGUGACAGGCCAAAAGGUGAUCUUCUCAGCCGAGCACAAUCGCACAAUGCCACCUCGCCAGCCCUGAACUACGUACGGAACAAUCAUGGUUGCAGCGCACCCUCUCUCAAUUCAACCCAAUUACUCCAUUGUCACCCUCACCAGGCAGAAGCAACACCAAGGUCUGUUCUACAAUUGAUGGAUGUCGAGGGAUUAACCCUUUUCCAUGUCAAGAGCCACCUCCAGAAGUAUAGACAAGGCAGACAUUCAGUAAAGGAAUUCAGCGAGCCACUCAUAAAUGGUAUCUCAGCUGCUCAGGGAUCCGAAGGCCCGGGUAGUUCUAUGAACUUGCCCCCAUCGCAAGCAAAGAAUCAACCCAAAGGCAAAUCAAAGGUUAAGAAAGAAGAUCGAGGCAGCCUUUAUCAGAAGAUUCAGGCCCAGCGAGCUAUACAUAGGUAUUUACAUGCACAGGGAAGUUACCUCAGAAUAGCAAUAAAUAACGCGUGUAAGUUUGCUUCUAACCAGUGCGUUGAAGGCGCAACCCUGGAGAAUAGCAAUUACUAUGGGCAGGGCUUCGUCGGAUCAGGAAAUGCUGCCCUGCUGAUGCCAUAUUUUUACCAGAACCAGCUGAACACGAGCCAUGCAUGUAAUUCAAUGGAGGCAGUUAAUGCAGGUAUUUCUGUUGAAAUGCCAUGGAGUAGUUUCCAAACCCCAACGACAGUUCAAGCUGGGACUGAGAACAGCUCCGUUUCAGUCGGGCAUUCAACAGGUUCAUAUCUGGAAGGUUCCAAAACACUUCCUAGACAAGGAAGCGAGGGGGAUGGGGCAUCAUAUGAGGACCCCGUGGACAACUAUUUGAAUUGGGAUGACACCUGCGCAAACAUCCUAGCUAUCGACUAUGGUCGCUUCGAUCCGGCCAGAGGUGCCGGGACCUCUAAAUAACAGGCCAAAAUAAAUCAUCAAUCAUCGGAAUUUGGUUGGUCUGGCCAGUUUCAAGAAUUUCUACCCUUGCAUCAGGAGUAACCUCCCUACCUACCUAUCUAUGAUGUAAUUAACAGCAGUAAGACUGGAUUGUGAAGACUUUUAGCAGUUAGUGUUUUGGUUUUUAUUUAUGAAGACAGUGCUUUGAA
Molecule: messenger RNA, 1400 nt
Organism: Populus euphratica (Euphrates poplar)
Lineage: Eukaryota; Viridiplantae; Streptophyta; Magnoliopsida; Malpighiales; Salicaceae
Product: protein PHR1-LIKE 1-like
Exons: 7
Coding region: 124-1212 (362 amino acids)
Molecular function (GO): DNA-binding transcription factor activity; DNA binding
Source: RefSeq, a predicted model, not a curated record